Molecule: messenger RNA, 1272 nt
Organism: Truncatella angustata
Lineage: Eukaryota; Fungi; Ascomycota; Sordariomycetes; Amphisphaeriales; Sporocadaceae
Exons: 1
Coding region: 1-1272 (423 amino acids)
Source: RefSeq, a predicted model, not a curated record
AUGCUUGAGUACUUCACUUACAAGAAGGUGAAGAAGCACCGCACACAGAAAGACGAGAGGGAGCGCCUCGCAAAAGAAGCGGAGUCCGCCAAGUCACCCCAACCCCAGGGCGCCUCAACGCCUACAGGCCCAACCAUGGUCUCCAAGCCUGCGGGCCAGCCUCUUGGUACUCCUCUACUCACCGAGCAAGAUGAGAAGUUUCUCGAGCGCCUCACAUCUCCAGAUGGCCGCUUAGGUGACGACGACGACGAAGGUCCUCCACCUCCAUUGCCUCCUCGCGUUCCUACACCAGUCUUCAACUGGGAUAGUGAUGCCGAGAGCGCAGAGAGCCAGAAGCUCCAGGGCAAGGGCAAGGGCAAGGGCAAGGGCCAAAAUAAGGAAAAUGUAAUUAAACCUGCAAACAGCCGGUUUUCGGUCAUUACGAACCUUGGACGCUCGAUAUCCUUGCGCAAAAAGCCCACAGCAAACAGCGCCCUGGCGCCCAACUCAUCGGCUGUUCCGGAGCAAGAGAUUCAGAGGGAGGAGACAGACAUCAGCAAAGUUCUCGACGACCUGAAUCUAUCGGCUCAGAACAACAAGGUCUUCUCCCUUUCGGCUGAGUCCACCGAGAUGGUUCGCAAGUUUAACCUGGUCUUGAAGGACAUCGUCAAUGGAGCGCCCACCGCAUACCAAGACCUCGUCAACCUUCUCGAGGACCGUGACGGCAUUCUUGCUAAGAACUACGAGAAACUGCCCAAGUCGCUCAAGAAGCUAGUCACACAGCUACCCACCAAGCUGUCGUCGACACUUGCCCCUGAGCUCUUGGCUGUAGCUGCGGAGGCGCAAGGUCUCAAUAGUCAGGACGCGGCAAAGGGCGGUUUGAAGGGUGCUGCCAAGAGCUUCCUCUCGCCCAAGAGUCUUCAGGAUCUGGUCACGAAGCCUGGUGCCGUUGCCGGCUUGUUGAAGAGCAUUGUAAACGUUCUCAAAACGAGAUGGCCUGCUUUCAUGGGCACGAGCGUGCUAUGGAGUGUGGCGGUGUUCUUGCUUCUUUCAUGCCUCUGGUAUUGUCAUAAGCGUGGCCGUGAAACAAGACUCGAGAAGGAGGCUGCAGACAAUGACGAUCCUCUGAAUGGAAUCGACCGUGUCGAGGAACUGCCUGAUGAUCCCCAGUUGCCGGCGCCUGGCCAGGGCACGACUAGCCAGACUUUGCCAAUACCGCGGGCUAACACUCAGAGGACAAAGUCGGCAUCACCGGUGCGAAAACCUGUGCCCGUGUCGGCCAGCAGGAAAUGA